Messenger RNA from Capsicum annuum, 868 nucleotides. RefSeq lists its product as uncharacterized. The transcript has 4 exons. The record is from RefSeq and is a predicted model, not a curated record. NCBI's taxonomy places the organism in Eukaryota, Viridiplantae, Streptophyta, Magnoliopsida, Solanales, Solanaceae. The coding region runs from base 272 to 574 and encodes 100 amino acids.
AUUGUUUAAGAAGACUAUUGAGUCGUAUUUUUAAUAAUCUUGGAGAUGAAAAUCUAGUUCUAUAACAUUUCAUUUAGCAAACCACUUCAACAACUCUGACAAACUCUUUGCAACUGUUCAACAUUCUUUCUCAAACAGGUGCUUGAAUUUCUCUUCAAACGGUGAAAAGCUUGCUCUCUUUGCCGUGGUUGGUUCUAUUGCUAAACUUCAGAUCGGGAAAAAACCCGCAGAAUUUGAAAGGAAGAGAACUUGAAAGACGCCUACAGUCAUCAUGGAAAAUGAAGGAGAAAGAAAAAACAACUUUGUGGUGUCUUUUUCUUCUCUUCGCAAAAACGUUGUCAAAGUUCUGGAUAUCAUAGAGAGGUUAAAGAAUGAAGAAGAUCAAAAUGCUGUUGGCAUGGCCGAUCAAAUUGAAAAGCUGAAACGUCAUCUGGUAUUUAUUUGUACAUAUGUAGAGCUUUCUCAUUGUGAUUUGGAAGAGUUUGACGAUGAAAUGGGUGAUGAUUCAAGACAAGAGGUUGAGAAUCUGCUUCAACAAAUUUUGGAUGAUGUUGACAACAAUGUCAGAAGGUGACUAUGAGAAACACCUAAAAACUCAAAUUACUAAUGAAAUUACAGUUACAGCUGCAGGCGCAGGAGAUAUAUCUAAAGGGAAAAAUAUAGUCACUCAAAAUAAACCUGAAAUACCAAAGAAAAAGAAUUACAACCUCAACAAGAUAUUUUCAAAACCAUAUACACCAAAUAUACAAAGAGCAAAAUCAUUUGCACCACCCCAAAUACAUACAUAUUCUGAAUCACUUAACCAAGAAAAACAGACAUACAACUAUGUUGCCCGAAAAUACAUUGAAAAUAUAUACACCUUACAAAC